Molecule: messenger RNA, 735 nt
Organism: Syzygium oleosum
Lineage: Eukaryota; Viridiplantae; Streptophyta; Magnoliopsida; Myrtales; Myrtaceae
Exons: 3
Coding region: 1-735 (244 amino acids)
Source: RefSeq, a predicted model, not a curated record
AUGCAGAAGAUUAUGGAGAUGGAUGCUACUAAGAGAAAACCAGAUUUUCAGGAUCCGUCUGCUAUACCCCCGAUAGACGGAGAGCUGACUAGUGCGGAGACCAGUUUAGCUCAAUGUGGAUUGCAUCCAGCAGCUGCCGCUCAGGCAUCUUUGGGGGCUGAGCACGAACCCGAGCCCGAAGCAUCGCAAGCUGAAGAUGAUCCAAUGGAUAUAGAUUUAGAACCGAUCCACGGGGAAGAAUCAGAGGAAAUGGAGCUCGAGGUGGAACCCGAAGUGGAGCCUGAGGUAGAACCCGAGGACGAAACCGACGAGUCUGAACAGCUUGGGGAGGAGCCGGAUUAUAUACUCCCGUAUGAGCAGUAUAUGGAUCCUAACUACGUGCCAGAAUUUAAUCUCUUUGAAGGACUAGUUGGGGAGGAUCAGAAUGAAGUUCCAGCCGAGUCGGAGGAGGAACUCGGAGAAGAAAACCCUGAAGAAGAGCUUGAAGAAGUACUGGAAGAAGAACCAGAGGACGAACCAGAGGAUGAGCCUGAGGAUCAGCUAGAGGAAGAGCCAGAAGGGGAGUUUGAUGAGGAGGAGCGGAUUGAGUUCCCGUUAGAGCCGGGUGAGGAGGAGGACAACCCGAUUGAGAUCGAGGCGGACUCUGAGUGCUUAGAUGAGCAGGUAGCUCAGGGGCAUUUAGACUCGGGUUCUGAGGAGUCGGACUCAGGUUCUGAGGAGUCGGACUCGGAGUAG